This is a messenger RNA of Gossypium raimondii (Peruvian cotton), 1520 nucleotides long. RefSeq names its product U-box domain-containing protein 8. The record is from RefSeq and is a predicted model, not a curated record. Gene Ontology annotation, cellular component: nucleus; cytoplasm. The transcript has a single exon. Gene Ontology annotation, molecular function: ubiquitin-protein transferase activity; protein binding. NCBI's taxonomy places the organism in Eukaryota, Viridiplantae, Streptophyta, Magnoliopsida, Malvales, Malvaceae. Bases 155 to 1255 code for a protein of 366 amino acids. Gene Ontology annotation, biological process: protein ubiquitination.
CUUUAUCUCUCUCUAUUUCUCUGUAUUGAAUUGAGAAAACAAUUCCUCUCAUUCUCUCUCUAUCCACAGCUCUGCAAAAACCUCAUAAACCCUUCUUUUCUUUUUCAAAGCUCUUUUCUUCAAGGUGAGUCUUUUUGUCCGAGUUGGAAUCGGGAUGGAAACUCAGCUCCCCGACGAUUUCAGGUGCCCUAUUUCACUUGAGAUAAUGUCUGACCCGGUUAUCCUUCCAUCGGGUCACACCUUCGACCGGGUUUCAAUCCAACGGUGGCUAGAUUCCGGUCACCGGACUUGUCCGAUUACCAAACUUCCAUUACCUGAACACCCUUGUCUUAUCCCAAACCAUGCCCUCCGUUCCUUGAUUUCCAACUAUACCCUCGUCUCUCCUUCCAAGUUACAGCCUUGCCCUCAACCCCAAAUCCUCAUCUCUUCUCUAACCUCUCAAUCAUCCCAUGUCGGUACCAAGCUUAACUCGCUCACCCAUCUCGUUCGACUCACUAAGCACGACUCGGGAUUCCGCCGUAAACUAACUGAGUUGGGUGCAGCCCCUGGUGUUCUCAAGUGUGUUGGCUCAGAUGAUCCGAGUUUACAAGAAAAGGCACUGUCUUUACUCCUUAAUCUCAGUCUUGACGAUGAUAACAAAGUGGGCUUAGUCGCUGAAGGUGCUAUUAACCGGGUUAUCAAAGUUUUACGAUUCGGGUCACCCGAUUGUAGAGCCAUAGCUGCAACGAUUAUAACCAGUUUAGCCGUGGUGGAAGUUAAUAAAGCAACAAUAGGAGCAUACCCAGAUGCAAUUCAAGCAUUGGUUUGGCUUUUAAUUUCAGGUAAAGGAAGGGAAAAAAAAGAAGCAGCAACAGCUUUGUAUGCAAUUUGUUCAUUUGCUGAUAAUAGAAGAAGAGCUAUAGAUUGUGGGGCAGUACCAAUACUGAUUAGCUUAUUAGAUUCAGGCUUGGAAAGGGCUAUUGAAGUGUUGGGAUUAUUGGUUAAAUGUAAAGAAGGAAGAGAAGAGAUGAUGAAAGUUAAUGGGUGUGUUAAGGUUUUGGUUUCUGUUUUAAGGAAUGGUAGUUCAAGAGGUGUUCAAUAUGGGUUAUUUACAUUGAAUUGUUUAUGUACUUGUUGUGAAAGGCUUUGUUUUGAAGCUAUAAAUGAAGGUGUUGUGGAGAUUUGUAUGGGGUUAAUGGAAGAAGAGAAUGAGAAGAUAAGGCGAUAUACUUCAAGUUUGGUUCAAACUCUUAGAGAAAAUCAUGCUUUUGGGUGAAAAGAUUGAAGCUUUUUUCGAGUGUUUGGCAAUGGAGGUGAGUCGUUGUUUUAGUUCAUUUUGGUUAAUUAGGGAUAGUUUUAGGGUUAAAAAAAAACAAAAAGAUUAGAAUUUUGUAUUUAUGUAUAUCUGAAUAAAAGGGUAAACAUGGUGGAAAGGGAGGGUUUUGUUGUUCUUCCAUGGUUAGAUGUUGAGGUGAACAAAAAAAAAAAAUUGUUACUUCAAAAUUUUUGUUCUUAAAUGAUAAUUGUUUAUUGAAUUAGAA